AUGGCGGCAGUUCGCCCUGUGCGCCACCUGGCUUCCAUGCCGCCCGAGAUCCUGCACCUCAUCGCGGCUGCGUACGUUGACGACCUGCACGCGGCGGGUACGAGCAACAUCACGUCGGUGCUAAGCUCGUGUUCGCUGCUGCACGACCUUGUGCUGCCGAAGCUGUAUGCAUCGGUGCACAUCUACUCGCUCGAGCAGCUGGUGCGCUUUGUUGCGCCUGCGUCGGGCGCGCACAAGUACUGCGCCGACUACACCCGCGAUGCGCUGGUCGUCAACAUCCCCGGUGUCCCCGGUGGUGGAGACGGUACCCUGUACGGACCCGAUGCAAAGACGCACUCGCGCGACCGCCUCACCCUCGUAUCGCGCGCACUCGCGCUGUGCCCACAGGUACAAAAGGUGUCGUUGGAGUUCUUCAGCAUUCGACACAGCGAGAUCCUCACCGAGGCCGACUUUCGCACCGCCGAAGCCGAAGCAUUUGCAAGCGCGGUCGGCGGGCUGAGCAGGGUGACGACGCUGCGGUGGGUGCCACCUCGCAGCGACGCCAAUGCCAUCAUGGGCCUCAGCAUCGUCAUUGUCGACCAGAUCAUCCCUGCUCUCGCAAAGGGCCUGGCAGGAUGCACCAGCCUCGAGACGCUCGAGCUGUGGAACACCAUGCUCCCUGCCACCGGCGGCGCUGACCUAGCCGAAGCGCUCAUCUCCAUCGCCAACACUCGAGCCCAGCAGAAAGACAACAUAGCUCCGCUCAAGUUCAACCUUCGCUCAGUGACCGGGCUGGACCCCAGGAGUGUCUCGGACCUGGCGCUGGCUAUGCCACCCGUGCAGGUCAAUAUCGCCGACGGAUUCGUGGGCUCCAUCUGGGGAGCCAGGAUCGACACGAUCGCUGUGCACGAGUGCAUGCGCGAGACCCUAGACCCGGCUGGGAGAACGCGCAGUACCGGAUCGUCACCCAGCACCUCGGAUACAUCCAGCGUCUCCACCGGCCGCGUCACCACACCCGAGCUGCUCAUCCAGGACAGCAUCGCCAAGGCGUCACAGAACGUCUCGAUCCGCAUCCUUCAGGGCGGCAUCGCGGGCGCGCGCAUGUUUGCCCACUAG
This is a messenger RNA of Moesziomyces aphidis, 1095 nucleotides long. The record is from the annotation of a GenBank genome assembly. NCBI's taxonomy places the organism in Eukaryota, Fungi, Basidiomycota, Ustilaginomycetes, Ustilaginales, Ustilaginaceae.